AUGGCCUCAGACACUGCUGAAAUGCUUAAAGAAAACUUCUUGGAAUUUUUCAAAGAUAGUGAGUCUUUUAACCUAUCACCUACUAUCUCUUCCCUAUUGAAAGAAAUAGAAGCAGAAUUCUCAGAGUACAAAGGAUUCUGGUCACCUCCACCUGUUGAGUCCCUACGUGAUUUGUACCAACUGGAUCAUGCAAUUGCCGAGUGUCGUGCAAACAAGAAAACCUUCUCCAUGUUCUCACGUUUUGAUCCAGUGGAACGUGCCAACGAGAACGUGUUGAAAAGUAUCAAGAAGAAUCUCCAUGACGUGAGGAACUCCAAAAAUGAUAUUAAUGAAUACUCAACCUUCCCCUUGUUCUCUUCAUGCAGGUACCCCACAGGAAAUGAUGCACCAGACCUUUCAGUAUUCGAUAAAGAAAUGGAAAAGAUUGUGACAUGGCUUGAAUCCAAUAAUGGGUUCAAGGCCAUUGGUGUUCAUGGAAUGUGUGGCACGGGAAAGACCACUCUUGCCAAAAUGGUUCUGAGUGAUUCACGAGUCAAAGACAAGUACAAGAAGUCCAUAUGGGUGUGUUUGUACGACUUGCAAUCAAAAGAAGAAAUGGAUAUUAGGAUUGUUAAGGAGAUGUUGGCACUUUUGGAUGAUGAUCCUGAUCUAUUGGCGGAGGAACCUGAAGAUAAGUGGCUGGUGAAAAAUCUUCAUGAUAAACUCUUGGAUCAGAAGAAGUACUUGAUUGUGUUGGAUGCUGUGUGGCAUUGCAACGAUUGGUUUAAUAAUUUGUUCUGUGUUGAUCAAGAUGGUGGUGAUACGAGCAAAGAACUCUUUUCCCAAGCCUUGCCCAAAGAAACUGGUGGUGCUGUCAUUGUCACCAGCAGACAAAAGGAAGUGACUACUAAAUUGGUGCGUGAAGAGAAUUUGAUUCAUCUUAAGCCUUGGGAUGAUGAAAAAUUGAAGAACUUUGUGAAGAAGUGUUUGAAAAACCAAGAUAAAAUCACUGAGGAAAACAUUAACUGUGUUGCUUAUCAUUGUCAUGGUAUUCCUUAUGUUGCUGCAACCAUCUCAGGUUGGAUAGCUAAGCAGAUCACCAAAAAGUCAGAUUCUAAUUGA
Molecule: messenger RNA, 1101 nt
Organism: Vigna angularis (adzuki bean)
Lineage: Eukaryota; Viridiplantae; Streptophyta; Magnoliopsida; Fabales; Fabaceae
Product: probable disease resistance protein At1g58390
Exons: 1
Coding region: 1-1101 (366 amino acids)
Biological process (GO): defense response to other organism
Molecular function (GO): ADP binding
Source: RefSeq, a predicted model, not a curated record